CAGUAUGUGUGCAAAUAUUUUAUUCGUUUGUGCUUUAUUCUGCUUAGUCCCUACAUUUGGUUUAGAGCUGCCUGAUUAUGUGAAACGUUGCAGUCAAUCUGAUCCAAAAUUAAAUGAAUGUGCCAAAUCUAGUGCAAUUGCCGCUUUACCAACAAUAAUCAAAGGUGAUAAAAGAUACAAUACUCCAGUUUUGGAUCCUCUCCAUUUACCUGAAAUUAAUUUUGAUGCAAGCCAAAAUUUACAUAUAAAUUUAAAAAAUGUUGUAUUAUCAGGUUUAGAAAAUAUUGUCAUCAAAGACGUCGAAUUUGCACUACAAGACAAGCGUGUUAAAGUCACAGUUUUUACGAAUUAUAUAAAUAUUUUUGGAGACUAUGACAUCGACGGAAAAGUUCUUAUUUUGCCAAUUAAAGGAAAUGGACCCGCCAAUUUGACAUUUUUCGAUUCCACUUUCGUUUAUGAAAUGAAAUAUGAUUUAGUGAAAAAAGAUGAUGGAAAAGAUUAUGUCUCGAAUAUUACUCCUUCCAUUACCUACAAAAUUGGCAAGGCACAUUUCAAUCUUGAAAAUCUGUUUAAUGGUGAUAAAGAAUUAGGAGACCAAAUGAACAAAUUUUUAAACGAGAACGAAAAAGAAAUUGCGAAGGAUUUGGCACCAUCAGUACAGGAAGUAAUUAGUCGCAUCGUCACAUCAAUUUUAGAUGGUUUCUUAACAAUGGUUCCUGUUGAAAACAUAUUUUUACCAUAAAUAUAC
Messenger RNA from Aethina tumida (small hive beetle), 748 nucleotides. Its product is annotated as protein takeout-like. NCBI's taxonomy places the organism in Eukaryota, Metazoa, Arthropoda, Insecta, Coleoptera, Nitidulidae. The coding region runs from base 5 to 742 and encodes 245 amino acids. The transcript has 6 exons. The record is from RefSeq and is a predicted model, not a curated record.